CCGUACUUCAAACGGCGCUGAAAAUUUGGAGUUGGCAAGGACUUUCAAGGUAUUGUUAAAAUAGAAAUUGCAAAGUAGUAAAUAACAUUCGUGAUGGCUGCUCGAUCCGUCGUUAGAUAUUUACGUCCGAAAAAUGUUGUACCUCAAAUUCACCGAUGUGCUUCAUUAUCUGCAUUCGAAAUACAACACAAAACUCCAACUAUUAAGAAAGUAAUGCCCAUACCAAAAGCACAUUACGGUGGACGACACACAGUUACUCUUUUACCUGGUGCUGGUAUUGGUCCAGAAUUGAUGACCUAUGUGAAAGAGGUUUUCAGUUAUGCAGGUGUACCAGUAGAUUUUGAAGAUGUAGAUAUUGAUCCUAAUGCAGAUGAUAAUGUUGAUUUAGACUUUGCUAUUACAUCAAUUCGUAGAAAUGGUGUUGCAUUAAAGGGAAAUAUUGAAACACGUAGUACAGAAGCUGGUGUAAUUUCUCGAAAUGUUGCACUUCGAAAUGAGCUGGAUCUUUAUGUAAACGUUUUACACUGUGUGUCAUAUCCAGGAGUGAAUUCUCGCCAUAAGAACAUUGAUAUUGUCAUUGUCAGACAAAAUACAGAGGGUGAAUAUGCCAUGCUCGAGCAUGAAAGCGUAUCAGGUGUUGUAGAAAGUAUGAAAAUCAUUACGAAAAGCAAUUCUGAACGUCUUGCAAGAUAUGCAUUUGAAUAUGCUAAACGAAAUGGAAGAAAAAAAGUCACCACGGUUCACAAAGCAAAUAUAAUGAAACUCUCAGAUGGGUUAUUUUUAGAAACAUCGAAAAAUGUUGCGAAAGAAUAUCCUGAUAUUACCCACAAUAAUAUGAUUAUUGAUAAUACUUGUAUGCAACUGGUUUCCAAUCCGCAUCAAUUUGACAUUAUAUUAACAACCAAUCUUUAUGGAUCAAUUGUAUCAAAUGUGGUCUGUGGUUUAUUAGGUGGUGCUGGCUUAUUAGCUGGAAAAAAUUUUGGAGAUCACUACACAAUAUUUGAGCCUGGUACUCGCAACACUGGUACAGCUAUUGCUGGAAAGAAUAUUGCUAAUCCUAUUGCAAUGUUGAAUGCAGCUGUUGAUAUGUUACGUCAUCUUGGACAUAAGCAUCAUGCUACGUUAAUUCAGAACGCAAUUAAUAAAACUAUUAACCAAGGUGUUCACACUCGCGAUCUUGGUGGACAAGCUACAAGCAGAGAAGUUGUUGACACAAUUAUGAAACAUAUUAAAACAGCAACUAAUUAAGACUGGCUAAACAUAUUUUGUUAGGUAAUAUCUGUAGAGAUAUACGUAUAUAAUACUAAAUUUUGCUUUUUAGCAAGAAUAUUCGGUUGUUUGUUGGUAAAAAGUAUUACUUUAUCACUGUGAUUAACCGCAGUCAUUAUACACUUUAAUUUAAAAAAAUUCUUAAAAGUAUGUAAAUUGCACAAAACUAUGCAAACUAAUUUUUAAGUAAACGACAAAUUCAACUCGUGUAAUAUAUUAAUAUUUUAUCUGAUAUGACAAUAUCGCAAAAUGAAAUAUUAAGAUUUAAACUUUGUAAAAUAUACAUUGUAAGUAUUAGUAUUGAUAUAUACAGUUGUUCAAAUAUUGUAAUUAUCCUCAUAGGAUACAUUUGAGAUGUAAACCACUCUUUUUUUAAAUUUACAUCUUAUUAAACGGUAUUAUCUUGUAAUUGAAUAUAUGUUUAUACACAUUUAUUAGAUGUCAAUUAGUAGGAAUCCAUUAAACUAAUAAUUCAAUUUACGUUAAAUAAAAUCAACGCACUUUAUCUA
Molecule: messenger RNA, 1778 nt
Organism: Hylaeus anthracinus
Lineage: Eukaryota; Metazoa; Arthropoda; Insecta; Hymenoptera; Colletidae
Gene: Idh3g
Product: isocitrate dehydrogenase [NAD] subunit gamma, mitochondrial
Exons: 3
Coding region: 94-1248 (384 amino acids)
Biological process (GO): isocitrate metabolic process; tricarboxylic acid cycle
Cellular component (GO): mitochondrion
Source: RefSeq, a predicted model, not a curated record